This is a messenger RNA of Chrysochloris asiatica (Cape golden mole), 1380 nucleotides long. It is a transcript of the gene FAM124B, whose product is annotated as family with sequence similarity 124B. The record is from RefSeq and is a predicted model, not a curated record. Bases 1 to 1380 code for a protein of 459 amino acids. Gene Ontology annotation, cellular component: nucleoplasm. Lineage: Eukaryota; Metazoa; Chordata; Mammalia; Afrosoricida; Chrysochloridae. The transcript is spliced from 2 exons.
AUGGGUGAGAAACCGGAGCCGCUUGCCAUGACAGUCCAUCUCCUUGCCAACUCUGGCCAUGGCUUGAUUCUGCAACGGACUCUGGACCAACUCCUAGAUGGCAUUUUUCCAGAGGUCCGCCUCUUUCUGGUCUCAGAGAGGGUCAGCCCCGUGAAAUCCUAUGAGAAAUACCACCCUAAGCGUUCCCGGUUCCCAGGGAUGUCUGUUUUGUUAUUCCUGCAUGAAAGCCUUGGUGAGGAGCGGAUAGUUCGUGUUCUCAACUCCCUUCAGCAUUCGCCUUGGCAAUAUUACCCCAUCCAGAAUGUCCAGGGAAGACUAUGUCCUUCCCUUCUGGCCAACCAGGAGUUCUACAGUCUGGACCAGCAGAUGCCUGUCUGGGGAGUGAGGCAGGUGCACUGUGGUUCUGAGAUCCUGCGGGUGACUCUCUACUGCGACUUUGACAACUACGAGGAUGCCAUCAGACUCUAUGAGAUGAUCUUACAGAAGGAAGCCACCUUGCAGAAGAGCAACUUCUGUGUCUUUGUGCUCUACUCCACUGCAAGCUUUGCUCUGCAGCUCUCCCUGAAACAGCUCCCUCUGGGAGUGUCAGUGGACCCCAAAGAGUCUUCAGUGCUACAGUUCAAAGUUCAAGAGAUCGGCCAGCUAGUGCCUCUUCUGCCCAACCCAUGUAUCCCCAUCAGCAGUACCAGGUGGCAAACUCAGGACUAUGAUGGCAACAAGAUUCUGCUGCAGGUCCAAGUGAAUCCAGGACUUGGUGCGAUGAAUGGUGAACUCUCCUCUCUGAAUGGCACCUCAGGAGCUGACACCCUUCUCCAGAGCUCCAAGCUAGCUUCUGUCUCUGCAAAGAGGACCCUAGAACCAAGGAGCAGGAGAAGCCGAAUCAGGAACUCCAAAGUGGGUUCUCUGCAGCUUCUGGAGCCUGGUAGAAGCCUAACCUCAGACAGUUUUAGUGGCACAUCAUGGCAAAGCCCUAGCUGGUCAUCUCCAGCCAGCAGCCUGCACAUAGACAACCAACUCUAUCUGCCUUCUCCCCACUUUGAAUCUGGGGUCAGAAUUGAGGCCCUCAGCCAGAGAAAUCCCUUUCAGAAGCUUGAGGCAGAAAUGAACGUUGAUACAGGGUUCACUGUGGUCAGUUCUGAACCUAGGCAAUCUUCUUUGGGCAGAUGUCCCAGAGAUUUGCAGACCAUCCAGCCUCCAUCCUGCUUGCCAGCUGCCUCAGUAGUGACGCCUGCCUCCCCAAACAGCACAGUCUUUGAGGAAAGGAUCCUUCCUUUGUCACUGGCUGGCCAGAGGGAACUCAAUGAAGGCAAGAUAAUCUCAAAAUGUGCCCUUCACCAGCCAGUCCAGAUGGAAGAAAAAGAAGAAGAAUUCUUUAUAUAG